AUGGAGGCUUCAAACGGUCCCUUAAGCGGCCCCAACAAAGGCUUCAAUGGCCUACUCCGGACAUCGAAUUGCAAUUCUAAAAGGGUCGCCGGUCAAAGUGAAAUCAAGCCCAAACCUGUCCAACAAUGCGAUUCACAAAUUCAAUGCAACCUGUCCAAUAAUAGAGUGCUUCCGAAAGGCACUCCAAAUCGGAAUAACUCCCAAAACAUUCCUGGCACCGAAAAAAAAGCGGACAAGGGAAGAAAUAAAGUGCCACGUCCACAAGAUAAGUACAUGCAGUACAUCAAGCCAACUUAUGCAUCAUUGACUAUUAGAACAAAAACCCGUUUUCUUUGUGACUAUCACCAUGAAAUAGCCAAAGACAAUUACGCGAAUGACGAGAAUGAGGACAUGGAUGAUUUAACGAGCCACAUUUACGUCACCUAUCGUGCCGGAUCGAGUUACCGUCUUUCUUUUCUGGCCGAAAACAUCACCAUGGAACCGUUGUUUAUAUUCCCGAGGAGUACUCCACCUAGCAAGAAUGAGAAAAUUAGUCAGAUUAAGUCGCGAAUGAGAGUUGCUGAUGACCCAGUUAUGGUGGAUUGCGUGGCUCUCAAGCGACCAAAAUAUAGCUUGGAUGAGAGCACUGAGGCCGACAAGGUGCCACUUCCGCAAGUUCAGGUAUACACGACCACCCACUUGAACCCUAACAAAGGUAAAAACAGCAUUAGCCGUCCAACUAGGUCCAGUACAACGGGAUUCAUCUGCCUGAAACUUGAUGAUUUAUUUAUGAAGGUACGUGUUGAACCGCUUCCAAUAACAAAGAUUCGACCACCCAUCACAAAGGAGGUUAAAUCCACUAUGGAGAGAUUACGGAUGCCCUGUUCUGAGGAGUUUAAGAAUAAGGCUCAGCUGCUGGUUCGAUUCAGAAAUGACAUUCUACGGAUCAAAUUUGACCUCUCCGAUUGCAAUGUCUCCAAGCUGCCUGAAUGCAAGUCGUUGGCUGUCCAAACAGACACACGCAUGAUUAUCCGUCAGCGGUGGAGCCCUUUCACCAAUCAACUCGUCAACCUCCAAAUUCCAGAAACCACCUACAUCUACAAUGACCCCAUGAUUGACAUCCGCAGGCUCAACCGCUACUUUGCAAAGCUCCAAAUUUUCCCGCUUUGGAAGUACGAGAUGUUUCAAAAACGGGUGUCACAAAUGCGUGUAAAUAACACGAUGGAGGGGGAGAUCAGAAAGGUGAUUGGACGCAAUCGGGGUUCGUUUAUUGUUUUCGACGGAUUUGACGCCAUCGCCACUGCCUCGGGUGGUUUACUGUGCGCCAGAGUAGUGAAGGGGCGCGAGUAUUAUGAGGAGAAGAUUCGACAUUUUCUGGGGAUUCAAGAGGAGGUCGAAGCAGACGAAGACGGGGCACUGGAAGAAAAAGAGGCUCAAAAUGAGGAAGGAUUUUGGGAGGGUGAGGAAGCUGAGGAGACGUUACAAAAUAUUAACAUGCCAUCCAGCUUUGCCGCAUAG
Mesocestoides corti is the source of this 1497-nucleotide messenger RNA. The record is from the annotation of a GenBank genome assembly. Lineage: Eukaryota; Metazoa; Platyhelminthes; Cestoda; Cyclophyllidea; Mesocestoididae.